Molecule: messenger RNA, 642 nt
Organism: Sipha flava (yellow sugarcane aphid)
Lineage: Eukaryota; Metazoa; Arthropoda; Insecta; Hemiptera; Aphididae
Product: rhodanese domain-containing protein CG4456-like
Exons: 4
Coding region: 60-572 (170 amino acids)
Cellular component (GO): mitochondrion
Molecular function (GO): thiosulfate-cyanide sulfurtransferase activity
Source: RefSeq, a predicted model, not a curated record
AUUUAUAUCUAUAAUUUUUUUGUAAAUUUCUUGAAAUUUAUAAUUUAAACAUUCAAAACAUGUUCAAAAUUGUGAGAAAUCGAUUCUCUCCAUUAAUUUUACGAAUAUGCCCUUUUUCAUCAAGUAUAGUAAAUGCACAAAUUAAGAAAACCAAACCAAAAUUAUUCUAUAAAACUACACCAACUUCAAAUAUGUUCAGUCAAAGUCGAAAAAUAGGUGGCAAAUUUUCACCAGUGAUUAAAGAAAUUAAUUAUGAACAAUUGAAAAAAUUUAUCAAUUCAAAUGAAGCAUUGAUAAUUGAUGUACGCAAUAAAGAAGAACUGGCUGCAACAGGAGUUUUACCAAAUAGCUAUAAUAUUCCACUUGAUGAAUUAAGUACUGCUUUUCAAUCAACUCCCAGUAUAUUCUUUGAAAAAUACAAUUUUCCUAAACCAGAUAAAGAUUUAAAUAUUGUUUUUUCUUGUGCCAAAGGAAUAAGAAGUUUAAAAGCUUGUCAGCAAUUAGCAGAUUUGGGUUACAAAAAUAUUUUUAAUUACUCAGAAGGAUGGUUUGGAUGGGAGUCCCACAAAUAAAAUGGAAAUUCAAUAUAAUAGUUUAUAACAAAGUUAAAAUGUCAUAUGUUUUAUUCGUUUUUGACAAAUA